This is a messenger RNA of Gaeumannomyces tritici R3-111a-1, 3617 nucleotides long. RefSeq lists its product as hypothetical. NCBI's taxonomy places the organism in Eukaryota, Fungi, Ascomycota, Sordariomycetes, Magnaporthales, Magnaporthaceae. The transcript has a single exon. Bases 385 to 1614 code for a protein of 409 amino acids. The record is from RefSeq and is a predicted model, not a curated record.
CGAUGUGCGCCAUCGGGUGAGGCGAUGUGCGGGCAGCAUGCAAGCAGUGGCAUGUCACGUCUGUUCGAAAUCCUCGACAAACUCUAAAUUAGGAGGAGUUCGCUGCUAGCCAUCACCCUGGAUCUGUCUGGGCUGGUCUUUAUCUUGCUACGCAGCCUUUCAGCUUACGACUGUACCGAAAUCUCCAAACCCCUAUUUGUUCAGACAGAGCGACGUCCAAUUGACCUUGACCUGUUCCUCCCACGCGUCAUUGCACUCGACCUCUCCAUCUACCAGCCAGCCAGCGCCUCUGGAGCAGGCACUCUGCCGAGACAACUCAGAUCUACUCGACGCCGAUAACCCUCUCAGGGACCACUCUCAGGGACCACUCCUACUUGUCAUAACAUGGAUGUCGCGUACAAUCAGCAUUCGAGCCACGCUCGACGCAAAAACUGGUCUAGCACCAACCUCAACCACCUGACGCUAGCGCCCCUCACGACAAAGCUUCCAAUUGGCGAUGCCGAAGACCUCGCCGAAGCCCUCACAGCGCCCCCGGUGCAGACCACUUCUUACCUGCAGGGCAAGUCUGCUCCGACCACGCCGGGCCUCCUUUCGCACUCGCCCGCCCGGUCAAGGUCGAGGUCCCACACCAGAAACGACGGGGCGAUAGCCGCCGGGACCCUCACCAAGAGUAAAUCUACAACUCAUCUGCACCUGCGCAAGUCAAAUGGCGGUGGCCACCACAAAAACUCGGGCAUCCUCUCGCCCACCACUAAGCGCCGGAGGGACGAAGCCGGUGGCGGCCUCUCAUCCAAAGACCGGAACGACAGUGAUUGGAUGCUCCGCGCCGGAGCGGUCCUGAGCGGCGAGUGCCGUGAGUCCAAGGGCCAGGCCUGGCUCGUGUCCCGUGCCAGCUCGACCAGCUUGGCUGGCCCUGCUGGCACACCGCUCGACCUGGAGGAGGCGGCUUUCGAGCGGAACCUCGCCCGCGAGCGUGAACACCAGUACCACGGCCUCUGGUCCAGCAGCCGUCGCCACAGCCGUCGGGGGAGCUCUGCCGCCCUGGCUCUGGUGGACGACGAGUUCGUGGCCGUGUCUCCUCCUGGCAGCCGGCUCGGCAGUCGCUCUCAUAGCAGGGUCAUGACGCCCAUGGACGAGCGCCGGCGGUCGUUGGAUGGCAGCUACUUUGGCAGCCACCGACACGCAGAGUCGCCCGACGAGAUGGCCGGGCCCGACUUUGUGAACCUUGACGAAAACCUUGAAGCGGUCGAGUUGGACACGAGCGUCGAAGACGAGGCGGUCGUCCGGCGGCUCGUCAAGAGGGAACAGGUCGGGUCGGGUGGUUUCUGGUUUGGCAACGUCCUGGGUUGGAGGCUGUUCUCGGUGGAGGAGAACGACGCCGAGUCGGACGAAGAUGACGAAGACGGCGAGAGCUACGCUACUGGCGACUUGGGCAUCGACCCCAUUGGCGGGGUCUCGGCCGACGGACUCCCGGAUCAGAAGCGCAGUGGCCUGAGGCAGUUCGAAGGCAUUACAAGCAUCCCGGAAAAGCGGGUGCCCCCGCCCAAGGCCGACGAGGGAGGCUGGCAUGAUGCCGCUUGGCUGCUGAGCGUUGCGUCCAAGGUACUUCUCUAGACCUGUGCCAAGCACCCUGGCGCAUGGCCGCCCUCCGACACUCUACAUGCCGGAGGUCUGUCUCCCCGCUUGGCAAGUGCAUAUUCAUCUACCUGCAUAUUGGCGGACAUGGAAAAAGCCCGACGUCACCAUGUGACGCCGUCUCCGUGUGCCUCACCCAUGCCAGCCCCCAAGCCGCCGUACAGGCGCCGAACUUGGCAUCGGCACACCGUCAUCACCUCCAGCUGAGCAACACCACCCACCAUGUCGAUUCAUGUCAGUGGGCCGACAGGCUACCGUCGUGGCGUCGUGGGAUUCGCCCAGCGAGUCUCGUUCACCCAUUUCGCGUGAGGAGCAGGCGUGCCAUGCGGUACCGGACGUGGAGUUGCCGGCGGCGGCUCUCAAAGUCAAGAUACUGCGCCCUCUGCUGCAUGCCAGGGCUCUCGCAUAUAGCCAUCACACUUGGUCGGGCACUCGCUUGGUAUUCCGGGGGUUUUGCCUUGUCCUCCAUCACCUAGAGCCUGGAGAAGAGGGGGGCAUGUUUGCGCCAUGUCUCAACUAGGAGAGUCCAGCCGCCGGCCAUGGCAGCAACGAGCAUUCCGCUCUGAGGCGGCCCGACAGAAGAUUCUAAGGAAUCGAGGUUGUCAUAUACUGCGUAUCCGUACUGCCGUAUACUACUAGAUCUGGAGAAUUAAUGUUUUCCAUGCCGAGGACAACAGAAAAAAGUACACUUGCCAUGCCUCUCUUUAUCAGGGAACAGAGUACCUACGACUUCCCUCUCGCUGCUUCCUGGGAAGCAGUGUCGUUGCUGUGCGCGUUCGCCAGGGGGGGAGUCCCCGGUUGUGCUAGACACGGCGGAGCUGGUCGGGAAGAAUGACCAUUUUUUGGAGACUACUAGGCUUUGGCGUGGACCAAAAACCUGUUUUCGUGGUGUAACUAUGCGACUGCAUAUGCGGGCCCCAGCGGGAUUUCUCACUGAGCAUGUAGAAACGGAGGAGUUGCCAGCCCUUUUGGGUUGCCGAUAGGGGAAACGGUGGUCUAUGGUUGUGGUGGUGGUGGUGGUGGGCUUGGAUGUGCGGGUGUGGGUGCUGAAUUGGUUUUUUUUUUUUUUGGGAGCGAGGUGCGACGGCCUCCAAACCACCGUCACUACCUACCACAGCAAACCGAUACGCUCCGACGAAGCGGAACAGCCGUGCCGAGCGCAAAGAGAGAGGACCGGGCGCCGGGCGCUGCCAGGGAGAAGCUCUGUCCGGGAUUCCUAUUAAGUCAGUGAUCGGCGCUCCAGCCCUGCGUAGAAUAGCGGACGAGCAGGCGGGGGAUGAGAACAGCCAGUGUGUGGUGUCGGCCUUUUUUUUCCCUUCUCUUUUUUUCGUUUCCCUUCUCCUUUUUCUCGAUCCACGAAGUUUCCCGGCUCUUGUACAGAUCGAGGAAUAACAUGAAAUCCCGGGCUGGAGACGAGAAGUGCUCAAGUUCUUGUCAUGGAAUGUGGGUGCUCCCUGGAGCCCGUACCAGGCUUGAGCAGCAAACAGAGCUGGGAGGGGGGGGAAAAUGUCUGAGGCGGAGGGUCCAGCUUGGUCCAUGCUGUGGGUUGGCAAGUCUCCCGUCACAUUAAAAUCCUUAGUUUGGAAAAGUGGUACCCCCGUUCGGGUUCCCUUUCCCCCCCUUUAUUUCUUCCUUAUUCUUUCCAUCCCCCUCACAACGCUUGCUUUUCUUUUGGGUCGAGUGCUGGCGUGACUGGUUCGGACGGCUGGUGGAGGGGUGGUACUCUGCGGAGCAGGCUAGACCGAGGUACCUAGCCGGCCAGGAAGAGUAAAUCAGGGUUCGUUCAGCUGGCGGAAAAGGGGGGGAGGGAGGAGGAACGGAGUGAGCGACGGAAGCGAGGGUGGACUGAUGCGGCGGUAGCGGGUAUCCGUGUUGGACUGGGCUGUUCCGCUUGCUGGCUUGCCCGCUGCCCGGAUCGCUCGCUCGCUCAAGAGAGGGGGGGACACGCCCGCACGAACCUAGCGUCCAAGAAAUGUCGGGGC